This is a messenger RNA of Penicillium griseofulvum, 801 nucleotides long. Its product is annotated as alpha/beta fold hydrolase. Bases 1 to 801 code for a protein of 266 amino acids. The transcript has a single exon. Lineage: Eukaryota; Fungi; Ascomycota; Eurotiomycetes; Eurotiales; Aspergillaceae. The record is from RefSeq and is a predicted model, not a curated record.
AUGUCCCUUACCUUCGAAUGUAUCCCCCUCACAGUCCAAGGCGUUAGCCUCAAUCUAUCAACGGUUCAUAGCCUCAACUCAAACCCACCAAUCCUCUUCCUCCACGGCUUCGGUUCCAGCAAAGAAGACCUCGCCGAUCUAAAGAUCCAGCCAUCCCUAAAACACCAUGGCUUCAUUGCCUACGACGCCCCUGGCUGCGGCCAGUCAACAAGCAACGACGUCUCGGCAACAGACAUCCCGUUCCUGGUGGCGACCGCCGAAGCUUUUCUUGCACGCUUCAAUAUAGAAAAGUUCCACCUGAUAGGUCACUCAAUGGGCGGUUUAACAGCCCUACUCCUGGCAAACCAGCAUCCAGGCCGUGUCCUCAGCUUCGUGGAUAUCAAGGGAAACCUCGCACCAGAGGAUUGCUUCCUCAGUCGCCAGAUUUUCAUGUUCCCAGCCGAUGACGGGGAUGCAUUCAUGGAUGCAUUUAUUGAGCGCACGCGUACGUCGGGGUCAUUUGGUAGUGCCAUGUAUGCUAGUACCCUGCGCUCCCGGGUCCGGGCUGGUGCGGUUCGGCCUAUUUUUGAGUCUAUGGUGUUGUUGACUGAUCAUGGGGACUUGAUGGAUAAGUUUCUGGCAUUACCGUGUCCGCGCAUGUUUAUGUUCGGGGAGGAGAUGCGUGGAUUGUCGUAUCUGCCGUUGUUGGAGAAGAACGGUGUUGAAUUGGCCGACAUUGUGGGCGCUGGGCAUUUCCCUAUGUAUUCUAACCCUGUAGAGAUGUAUCGCCGCAUUGCGGGGUUCUUGGAUCGAUGCGGGUAG